This is a messenger RNA of Exophiala aquamarina CBS 119918, 495 nucleotides long. RefSeq lists its product as uncharacterized. The record is from RefSeq and is a predicted model, not a curated record. NCBI's taxonomy places the organism in Eukaryota, Fungi, Ascomycota, Eurotiomycetes, Chaetothyriales, Herpotrichiellaceae. The transcript has a single exon. Bases 1 to 495 code for a protein of 164 amino acids.
AUGGCAUCACAUAUUCCUUUUCCCUACCUCGCCUUCUUCUGGUGGAUCGAGCCGGUGGCGACGUUGGUGGGCGCUUAUUUCGCAUGGUUCGAGCCAGGUAGCUAUUUGCAACUACAACAUGCUGCUUCAAGCCCCGACCCAUCUGCGGUGCCUCUUGGAACAAACGUCGUCCUCAGACAACUCGGUAACAUGUACUUUGUAUUUGCCUUCAAUGAAGCUUUUGUUUUGAGGGCCACCAAAGAUCUCAGAGUCUGGCGUGUUUUCCUCCUGGGGCUUCUCAUCGCAGAUUUCGGCCAUUUAUACAGCUGCUAUCCCCUCGGCCUGGAAUCCUACUUGGAUGUUUCUAAGUGGAAUGCUAUUGACUACGGCAACUAUCUGUUUGUCGUUAUUGGAGCAACGACACGAAUUUUGUUCAUAUCCGGACUUGGUAUCACGGAAACACAAACACCUUCCAUCAGAGCCAAGAAACCCCUCAACAUGCCCAAACACGAGUGA